CGCAGCAACUCGCCCCAGUGCUCCCGGCCGGUUCCACCUUCAUCUGGUUAUUCACUUCCUCGCUCCGGAGACGCUUCUUCACGCUGUCUGCAAGCUGUCCCACUGGAAUUUCUUGCAGAGCAAGGUUUGCAGUCUUUAAGAAAAACUGAAGUGCUUUGAAGAAGUGUCUCAGAGAACCUGGUGUUUUCUGUUGGCUGACUGAUGACAAAUUUAAGAGAGCUCUGUUGCUAUUAAUUAUGCAUUUAUCCUGACUUUUUCUACAUGACCGUGAGGGGCAAUAUUCGGAAUGAAGCUGCCAUCAUGUCAUCCACAGGCAGUGGCACUGAUAUUGAAGAAUUUUUGGUCAACAUUAACUUGGGACAAUAUCUUCCUAACUUUAAAGAACAUGGCUAUAACAUUGUGACAGACUGUAUGGGAAUAAAUAACAGUGCACUUCAGCAAAUGGGAGUAUUGCCUACAGGCCAUCGCAGAAGGAUACUUAAGCAGUUAGACACUGCUCUUUCAAAAAUUCAAGGAAAUUCUCUUUCCCGUGACAGUUUAAAACGCAAAGAGUUGAAAGGUUUAGAAAGGAAACAAUAUUUAUUUUCAGACAAGGAUUCCCCAAUAAGCCAUUUAGAAGUAAAUGAAUCUGGCUUGAUACCUGCAAUAUCAUUGGUACAAUUUCCUAACAAAGCUUACACUGGUAAAGAAAGAUUCAGAGCUGGAGAGCAAAACAUACUGGAAGUGAAUGAUGAAAACUUUCCAAACUCAGAUUUUUCUAGUUUAUACCAGAAUUCAGACAGUGUACUAAAAGCUGCAAGUGGAAGUAUGAAGAUGAAUACUGAGUCAAAUACAUUGCUUGAAAAAGCUGCUGCAUACCAGACUGAUGAGCACUUGGCUGACUGUGUAGCAUUUUGUGAUCCUCUUUCACUCACUCAUUCGUAUGAAACAAAAUACAAGGAAAACAAACAUCAGAUGUUUGCAGUUGAGGAGGAUCUAUCUGAUAGUGAGACACAUUCACCGUUUGUGAAGUUUAAAGGAGAAAUGAUAGACAAUGACUUAUAUGAUUCUUGUACGCAGAACAGUGUGAAAGUAUUUCCAAGAGCAAGCCGAUCUUUUAUAUUAAGGCAUCGACCAGUACCAGAAAUCCCUGAAUCAAGCAAAGUUGAAACUUCAUUGAGUUCCCUUCAGAAAAGAAGAAACGUGGAUGUUACAGACAUAUCUUGUGCUGGGAGGCAAGUUUCACAAAAAAAAACUUUCUCGGAAGAAAAGCCACCUGUCAUAUCACCUUAUGGAGAAACCUUUUUUUGGGACAACCUUAAAGAUGCUAAAGAACAUCAUAGGAAUGAAUUCCUGGCUUGUGAAAAUAAAUCAGAUUUGGAAAUGUCUGAAGAAUAUUCUUCUAACAGGAAUAUAUGUUCCCUUAAUAAUCAAGAUGGGAAGACAAAGGAAUGUGUGAAAAAUGAAUCUUUGUCUCAGGAAAACAAAUCAUUACCUCCAGAAGACUUGGAAAGCGAACCUGUAUAUUCUAUUGUGGAUCAAUGUUCUUUUUCUUCCAAGAAAAAUAAAAAUAAAACCAAUACCCACUCAUCAUCCUGUAAGAACCAAUGUGGAGAAUCAUAUUGUCUGGUCAGUGAACAAAUGGAUUCUCAACAAUUUGAUGGAGCUCAAACUUCAAUUGCAAAUGAAUCAAUAGCACCAUAUGCUUGCUUUUAUGGAUCAUCAGUAAAGAAGGUUAAAGCAGGAUGGCUGGAUAAAUUAUCUCCUCAAGGCAAACGUAUGUUUCAGAAGCGCUGGGUUAAAUUUGAUGGAGACAGCAUUUCUUAUUACAAUAAUGAAAAGGAAGUGUUCUCAAAGGGAAUAAUACUACUUUCUGCUAUAGCAACAGUUAGAGUUCAUGGAGAGAAUAAAUUUGAAGUUGUUACAUCCCAUAGGACUUUUGUCUUCCGAGUGGAUAAAGAAGAAGAAAGGAAUGACUGGGUUGAUAAAAUACUCAAUGCCGUGAAAUCUCAAUCUGAUAAUAACCCUCAGUCUCGAAUUUCUGUUGCUCCUGAGAAAAGUGGAUAUCUUGAACUGAAAGGAUACAAAGCCAAAAUCUUUAUUCUUCUUCAAGGGAAUACUGUGUGGAUCUGCAAAAAUGAGCAGGACUUUAAGACAGGAUUUGGUAUCACCUUAAUCCCUAUGAAUGUGGCAAAUGUAAAACAAGUGGAUCGGGCUGCAAAACAAACUUUUGAAAUAAUUACUCCUUACAAAAGCUUCAGCUUUACAGCAGAAUCGGAAAAAGAGAAACAAGACUGGAUUGAAGCACUGCAGGAAUCGAUAGCAGAAACUCUGUCUGAUUAUGAAGUAGCUGAGAAGAUUUGGUUCAAUGAAUCCAACAGGAGCUGUGCUGACUGUAAAGCUCCCAAUCCUGAUUGGGCAUCCAUCAAUCUCUGUGUUGUCAUUUGUAAGAAGUGUGCAGGACAGCACCGAUCUUUAGGACCAAGAGAUUCAAAGGUCAGGAGUUUAAAAAUGGAUGCCAGCAUUUGGAGCAAUGAACUAAUUGAGCUCUUUAUCAUCAUUGGGAAUAAGAGAGCAAACAUUUUUUGGGCAGGAAAUCUUCCUCCGGAUGAAGAGCUGCACAUGGAUGCCCCUGCAGAAAAAAGGAUUGCAUUCAUUACACAAAAAUACAAAGAGGGAAAAUUCAGGAAAACACCCUUUCCCUACAAAACCAAAGAACAAUUGAAUAAGGCCCUGUGUGCUGCUGUAGUUAAGCAAGAUGUGCUAGAAACUCUGAUGCUGCUGUUCAGUGGGGCUGAUGUAAUGUGUGCUACUGGUGAUCCUGUUUACAGUACUCCAUACUUAUUAGCUAAGAAAGCUGGACAAAGACUGCAAAUGGAAUUCCUCUACCAUAAUAAGUUCUCAGAUUUCCCAAACUUUGAUACCAGUUUUGAAAGCGGCUUCUCUGAAGAUUCUUCGCAUUCCACUUUUCUAUGUGAAUUUCUAUACAAAGUUUCUUCUAAUUCAACCAAGCUUCUUACAGAGAAGAAAUUAAAAGAAGAUUGCAACAAAAGAUGGUGCACUUUGGAAAGUGGCUUUCUCAGCUACUAUGAAAAUGAUAAAGCUACCACUCCUAAUGGUAUGCUUGACAUCAGCGAAGUUAUCUGUCUUGUAGUGCACAAUUCGGAUUACUUUUUAAACAGAGGGGACAUCUUUACCUUUGAAAUCUAUUUAAUGUCAGAACGUGUUUUUCUGUUUGGAGCUGAAACUGCGUAUUCACAAAGAAAAUGGACUUGGGCAAUAGCUAAGCAUUUUGUUCCCCCUGUAGCUGAAUGCUUAUUAGAGAGGGACUGUGACCUGAUUGGCCAGCUGUACUACAAAGAUUGCCAUAACCUGGAUCAGUGGAGAAAAGGCUGGUUUGCUAUAGAAAAGUCAAGCCUUCAUUUUUGUCUUGAAAUGGAGAGUGCUCAAGAAGAUUCCAUAUAUCUAAGGAGGCUACAAGAACUAACAAUCAGUAGCAUGAUGCAAAAUGGAGAAAAAAUAGAUGUCCUGCUGCUUGUUGAAAAAGGAAGAACACUGUACAUUCAUGGCCAUACGAAACUGGAUUUCAUAGUCUGGUAUACUGCAAUUGAAAAAGCAGCGGGUACAGAUGGUAAUGCAUUGCAAGAUCAGCAGCUCAGCAAAAAUGAUGUUCCUAUUAUCGUGAACAGCUGUAUAGCAUUUGUUACACAGUAUGGUUUAGGUAGCAAGCAUAUAUACCUCAAGAAUGGCAAUUCAUCCAAUGUGGCUGAACUGCUGGAAAGUUUUAAAAAAGAUGCAAGGAGUGUUAAACUGAGAGCUGGAAAACAUCGACUUGAAGAUGUGACUGAUGUAUUGAAAAGCUUUCUUUCUCAAAUAGAUGAUGCAAUUCUCACUAAGGAACUCUAUCCAUUCUGGAUUUCUGCAUUAGAUAUGCAAAAUGAAAAGGAACGCGUGAUGAAGUACGGAGCUUUUAUUCGUACACUCCCACCAGUCAAUAAGGCAACUUUGGCUGCUUUAAUUGAACAUCUUUACAGGGUGCAGAAAUGCUCUGAAAUCAAUCAUAUGAACCCUCACAAUCUAGCCCUGGUGUUUUCUUCUUGCUUAUUCCAAACUAAAGGCCAGACUAGUGAAGAAGUGAAUGUAAUUGAAGAUCUAAUUAAAAAUUAUGUGCAACUUUUUGAUGUAAAUGAAGACCAGAUCAAACAAAUGGAUAUAGAGAACAGUUUUAUUACCAGAUGGAAAGACACUCAGGUUUCCCAGGCUGGAGACCUGCUGAUUGAAGUUUAUGUAGAAAGAAAGGAGCCAGACUGUAGUAUUAUAAUCAGGGUAUCGCCUUUGACAGAAGCAGAAGAAUUAACUAAUGAUAUUUUAGGAAUAAAAAACAUUACUCCCAACAAAGAUGAUAUCUGGGCCACUUUUGAAGUACUUGAAAAUGGAGAGCUAGAACGUCCACUGCAUUACACAGAGAAUGUUCUAGAACAGGUUCUUCACUGGAGUUCACUACCAGAGCCCGGCACUGCAUAUCUGAUAAUAAAGAGAUUUUUAACAGCAGACAUGAUGAAACUCUACAAUGAGAGAAAUGUGAAGGGUAGUGUGAAAGCUGGCUAUCUAAAGUACAAAGAAGAACCUUCAAAACUGCUGUCUGGAAACAAGUUUCAAGAGCGUUAUUUUGUACUACGGGAAGGAAAUUUGCUUCUUUACAAGGAUAUGAAGGCUAGCAAACCUGAAAAAGUGUUGCCUGUCAACUCACUGAAGCUUUAUCUUGGAGUGAAAAAGAAAAUGAAACCACCAACAAACUGGGGAAUUGUAGUGAUUUCUGAAAAGCACCAGUGGCAUAUAUGUUGUGAUGGACAGGAAGCACAGAUAGACUGGAUGAUCAGCAUUUUUACUGCAAAGCAUGCCAGUAUAUGGCCGCCUGCUGGAAAAGCAAGAAAACAGUCUAUAACUAAAAGUCCAAAGAUUGGAGGUUUACAACUAAUUCCCAUUCAACAGGAGAAGACAACUUGUAAAAUCAGAGGGAGUACAGAAGAUAUACAGUUGAAACUGAGGAAACCAAAACUUGAUGAACAUAAUGAAAUUGACCCAGUGGAAGAAAGAAGAAACUUGAAAGAAAAAGCAUCUAUUGUGGCACAGUGUUUAGAACGCAAGGAGGAGAGAGUGCGAAAUCAUGCCAAAACACGUCAGAGUUUUAUCUCUGCUGAGGAGAUGGGUGUGGGAAUGGCUGACCUGUGCCAUAGAUCGCAGAAACCACCAAAAAAAACCAAGAACAAAACAAACAAAAAUACAAUGGAAUUAGAUAACAAACUGCCAUCAAAUGUGAUUCAGGAAUUAAAUACAGUGCUGCAGAAAAACAGAACACUUCAUGAUGAUACAUCCAGCUGAUGUCCUGAGUCUGAAGUUUAGAAUAUAUAUUUUCUGGACAAAAUUAUGUGGCUUUUUUAGCGUGUAUAGUUUGUACAGUGCAGAGAAAACUUGUUUAUAUACUACUGUUGAUUUUGUGAGUAAGCCAUGGUACAAUUUAAGAUUGAACUGAGCUGAUUUUGCAAAAGUUCUGAAAUUUGUUUUGCUGUGUGAUACACUGGAACCUGGGUUUUCUCUGCCUUUUUUUUUUUUUUUGUUGUUAUUGCAUAUUUUGUUAGAUGGAAGAAUCGUAAGCACUAUCAAAAGCUCUUGCUCUGUUUAUAUUCUGUACCAUCCUGUAAGUAGUGGUGGGAGAUUUUAGAAUGAAGACAAGAUGUACACUGAAAUUCAUGCUGUUAACCUACAAUAUUUUAUUUAACACUAUAAAAAUGAGUAACAUCUGCUUAAGUGUGAUUUUUUUUUUUGCAUAUAAAUUUUUUUUAUUUAAGAAUGUCAUGAGUCUUAUUCCAUAAAUUUGUCCUCAGAGCAACAUGAAAUGAAUUAAAAUGGAGAGGGGUACAAUAGAUAAGGCAAUGCGUUAGUUCAAUGAAUUUGCAUCUCUAAACUGUGUCUAUAUUGUGUACAUCUGACUAUGAUAUUUUUUAGAAUUACUUAUGUUGUUACUGCAUUUCAUCCCAUAUAGGAUCAAUUUAUCCUCUCUCCUCUUUCUGGUAAUUACAGGUGCCAUAACAUUUCUCACAUCAGUUACUUCUAUUCUUGAUUGCAUUG
Lagopus leucura (white-tailed ptarmigan) is the source of this 6108-nucleotide messenger RNA. It is a transcript of the gene ARAP2, whose product is annotated as ArfGAP with RhoGAP domain, ankyrin repeat and PH domain 2. The record is from RefSeq and is a predicted model, not a curated record. Bases 262 to 5361 code for a protein of 1699 amino acids. The transcript is spliced from 33 exons. Gene Ontology annotation, molecular function: phosphatidylinositol-3,4,5-trisphosphate binding; GTPase activator activity; protein binding. Gene Ontology annotation, biological process: positive regulation of GTPase activity; signal transduction. Lineage: Eukaryota; Metazoa; Chordata; Aves; Galliformes; Phasianidae.